AUGAUUCGGUUGGGUACACUACGGUCCGCAGGAAGAGAACUGCGUCGAUUCUGCCGGUCGCUUGUUCCACUGGCAGUGGCGUUGACGGCCUAUUCUCGAUGGUGUUCUUGGUCGGGGACACAUUGCCUGGCACUCAUUCUGGGGUGGCAGGUUUUGCGACGGUAUAAUCAGCAACAAGAGUCUUCUCCUUCCAAUACCAAGGCAUGUCGUAUAGAUGAUGCCCCUGCUGCUGUUGCGACUACUCGAAGUGUGACACAUCGACGACCUCUUGACUCCCGGUGUGAAUGCUACUUGACAACGGACAAGAUCCCCGUGGCCGUCUUGUCGAGUAUUUGCAGCUAUCUGCAUCCUCGCGAUGUCACUCCUUUGGCAUGUCUGAAUCGCGCCGCGAAGGAACAAUUCACUUGCCAUACGCUCUGGAACGAACUCUGGUAUCGCGAUUAUGGACGAGUCUUGUUGCAGUGGAACGUGGCACGAGACGUCCUUCAAAAGUCGUUGCACUGCGACACCGAGUUGGAAUUUCGACUUGCGCAACACUUGCAUUCGACACGUCACAGUACAAGAGACUUUUAUUUUGUCUUUGGAGAAACCUAUGUCAAUUAUCUCUUGGCGGGACAUAAUACCCGUGACAAUUGCUAUUUGGGAUUGCACUCCCACAUAGUCGAUUUUGCACAGUUUGCCCAUUAUCAUCCCGGUAUGAUUGAUCCGGUCUUGUUGGAAUGUGGCAAAGAUGCCACCGAGUACUUUGAAGGAUUGACUCAUUCCCGUGGCGCACGAGCCGUCGCACGACAAUUGGUUGUCGUUGUCAACAAGGCGUGUUGCGAUUAUGGCCGUGACAAUGUCAACAAUAAUAAUAAUAAUCAGCAGUAUGGACUCGAAUUAAGAGCACCCCCUUCGCAAUUGCAUCAAUUGCUACGACAAUCCAAUUCGCGACCACUGCAAGAAAGCGAAAGCAACAACAACAACAAAAACAGCAACAACAACAAGAAAAAGAAACAGUCCCUCCAACACAUCUUGCCGACCAAACCACAUUCAAAGUUGCGACGGCCACCCACGUUACAACGAAUUCGAACCGCAUGGGACCAAGCCAAACAAAAACAAGAACAACAGCGGUAUCAUUAUAACAUGGACAACUUGGCGCAAUGGCUCGGCAAUGAUUGUUGGCGGGUCUACUACGAUCCCAUUCGACAAGAAUGGAUCGAAUGGAACGCAGCAGCCAAGAAAGAGUGA
Molecule: messenger RNA, 1230 nt
Organism: Seminavis robusta
Lineage: Eukaryota; Bacillariophyta; Bacillariophyceae; Naviculales; Naviculaceae
Source: the annotation of a GenBank genome assembly